AUGAAAAUAAUUAUUUACGUUUAUCAAGUAUUUUUACUUCUUCUUGGAAUUUUCCUUGGAAUAACAAUAUUCAGAUGUCUGAAAGUGAGUUUGAAUUGAAGAAUUGAACGAACUGAACUAUGGAUAUAUUUUGCUACAGGCGAAUACAAUCAAAUUGGAAAGAUCAAGAGAAAUCCCAAAUUCGAAUAAUUUGGUAAGUUUUUUUUGUAGCUCAUUUUGGAACAACAAAAUAAAACAUAAUUUUUGCAGAAAACAAAUGAAAAUGAAAUAAUUAAUAUUUCAAAACCGCAUGUUCAUCAAGGUUAGUAUAAAUUCAUUUUUCGAUAAUUUCAGAUUUUUUUCAACUUUUAGGAGAAAGUGAAGUGGCUGAUGAAAUCGCAAAAAGUAUGAGGAUUUUUUGUAUAAUUGUGACAGACAACAUGCAAACUAAAUUUGAUGAAUUGAAAAAAAUGUGGAUUUCGAGAUGUGAUAAGUAUGAUAUAAGAUUUUGAAAAUUGAAAAAUACAAAUAAUCUUUUCAGUUAUGUAUUCAUGACACAAUUCAAAAAUGAUACAAUUCCAUCAAUAAAUAUAAAUGUGACUAAUCCAUCGGAUAUUUGGAGUAAAACAAAAAAUAUAUACGAUUGGGUUAUUGAAAAUAAUUUGAAUGAUUAUGAUUGGUUCAUCAAAGUUGAAGCUGAAACUUAUAUUGUUAUGGAAAAUCUACGAUUUCUUUUAUUAUCUUAUUCGACAGAUGAACCUUUGCGAUUUGGAUGUGAUAUUUAUAGAAAAAGUAGUAUUCCAGAUGGUUCGGGAGUUUUUAGUAGAGAAGCUGUCAAGAGGUUGGAAGAUUAUAUUUGAAAUAAUUAAUUCGAAAAUGAAAUGAGAUAUUUUCAGAAUCUCAAAAAUAGAUGUUCAAACUUGUCAUUCUGGAACAACUUUGAAUAUUCCAGAAUGUAUGAAAAAUGUUGGAAUUAUCACAAAAGAUUCGAGAGACACUGAAUAUAAAAAUCGAUUUAUUCCAUUUAUGACUGUUUCAGGAAAUGUCACGAAUAAACAAAUUAUAAAAUAUGCAAUGUGGUUAGGUGGAAAAACUGAACCAAAAUGUUGUUCUGGUAAACAAUUUCGAAUAAUUCAUCAUAAACAACUUUUCUAUUUCAGAUUAUGUGAUAUUGUUUAGUGGGAUUCAAAUUGAAGAAAUGUAUGUGUUAGAAUAUCUCAUUUAUCAUUUGAAACCUUACGGUGAGUUAUAUCAAAAGUUUUUAAUCAGUUCUAAUUGCAAGAUGAAUAUUUCAGGAGUGGACCCGAAAUUCGAACAAGCUGAAAAUAAAAGCAUUCUUGAAACAGCUCGUCUUAUUUCAAAAUCAGAAAUAGUUCCAUCAAUAAUAAAUGAAAAUAAUUAA
This is a messenger RNA of Caenorhabditis angaria, 1381 nucleotides long. Lineage: Eukaryota; Metazoa; Nematoda; Chromadorea; Rhabditida; Rhabditidae. The record is from the annotation of a GenBank genome assembly.